CUCUACAAGUUGGUGUAGGCUACGGCUAUAUGAAUGCAAGAAGAGAAGUCAAUUCGGAGUAGGACAAGAAGUAUUUUGAAUUGGUGUCAAUUGCAAAUGAUUCCAGAGGGGGUUUAUUUUUAUUUUUAUUUUUAUUUUUAUUUAUAUUUAUUUUCAAACCCUAUUUACAUUUUCCAGGCAUGAAAUAGCGCGUUAACUUUGACAAGAGCUGCGUAAGGUAUCUGUGUAUUUAAACACCUUAUCUUCUUCUCGACACUCUCUCUCUGGGAAACUCAGCUAAUCUUCUUCAACUCUCUCAAACUCUGCGAGCAACUGAAAAUGGCGGACGAAAAAGCAAACCCACAAAUUGAAUUACAAAAUGAGUCAAACCCAGAAGACCCUUUUGCAGAAAAAGCCUCACCAGCUUCAGAUGACUCGGACUCAGACUCAGACUACGACUCCGAUGAUUCAUCCGAGUCAGACCGCGAAGUCUACACCAGGCUUGGCGAAGCUGACAACGACGACAUCCCCGAGGACGACGACUCGGUCGAAUCGAACGUGAAGCGUUUCAUGAGAGUUCUCAGAAGCAAGCGAAUGAGGAAAGAGCAAGAAGAGGAAGACAAAGAGACGGUGUACCAUGAGGACUUGUUUGAUUUUCCGAGAGAUCCAGAGAACUGGAGAGAGGAGGAUUUGAAGGAGCUUUGGGCCGAUGCUCCGGUUAAGAUGACCAAACCCGGUUGGGACCCGAAUUGGGUUGACGAAGAUGAGGUGGAUGUGUUGAGGGAGGAGAUUGAGGCCGGUAGAGACCCUCCAAUUGCACCCUUUUACUUGCCGUAUCGGAAGUCUUAUCCGGCCAUACCCGAUGAUCACUAUGAUAUAUCCAAUCCAAAAUCUGUUAUUGAAGAACUGGAUAGGAUUGAGGAGUUCUUGAAGUGGGUCAGCUACAUUUUCCCUGAUGGGAGCUCGUAUGAAGGUACUGUUUGGGAUGACUUGGCUCAUGGAAAAGGAGUUUAUGUAGCUGAACAAGGGCUGGUCAGGUAUGAAGGUGAAUGGCUGCAAAAUAACAUGGAAGGUCAUGGUGUUGUUGAAGUUGAUAUACCCGAUAUAGAACCUGUUCCAGGUUCGAAGCUUGAAGAAAAAAUGCGCGCUGAAGGGAAAAUAAUAUCAAGAGAUUUCAUGUCCCCACAAGACAGAGAAUGGUUGGAGAUGGAUAUUGAAGAUAGUAUUCGUUUAGCGGGGGGAACGUAUGAGAUUCCUUUUUAUGAAAGCAACGAAUGGAUUAAACAAUUUGGGAGGAAACCGGAGAAAGGUCGCUACCGCUACGCUGGUCAAUGGAAGCAUAGUAGAAUGCAUGGGUGUGGCGUAUAUGAAGUCAAUGAACGUACAAUAUAUGGCCGAUUCUACUUCGGAGAGCUUUUACAGGAGGAAUCUACUGGCUGUGAUGAGAAUACUUCAGCGUUGCAUGCAGGUAUAGCCGAAGUGGCUGCUGCUAAGGCUAGGAUGUUUAUUAACAAGCCUGAUGGAAUGGUCAGAGAAGAGAGGGGUCCAUAUAGCGAUCCUCAACAUCCUUAUUUCUACGAGGAAGACGAUGUGUGGAUGGCACCAGGCUUUAUCAACCAGUUUUAUGAAGUUCCUGAUUACUGGAAAACAUAUGUGCAUGAUGUGGAUCAAGAAAGGGAGAUGUGGUUGAACUCCUUCUAUAGAGCUCCGUUGAGGAUACCUAUGCCAGCUGAGCUAGAAUACUGGUGGUCAAAAGAUGAAAAUCCAGAAUUCAUCCUUAUAAACAAGGAACCAGAGCCUGAUCCUGAAGAUCCAUCAAAGCUUAUAUAUAAUGAAGAUCCCCUCAUACUUCACAGACCAACUGGACGGGUAAUCAAUUAUGUCGAAGAUGAGGAACAUGGGAUCCGCUUAUUUUGGCAACCACCGCUAAAAGAUGGGGAAGAUGUGGACCCAGAGAAAGCCCAGUUCUUACCCCUUGGAUUCGAUGAGUUCUAUGGACGUGAUGUGCUUGUCAAGAAGGAAAAUACAUGGAAACGCAUUGUGUUAGCGGUGGAAAAUGCGUGUAAACCACUGUUUGAUAAACUAGAGAAAUGGGCUGAAGAGAAGAAGAAGGAGAGUGAUAUGAAGAUGAAGCUGAUAGAGAAAGAGCUUGAAGUAGUGGAGGCUGAAAUAUGUCUGGAGGAGGCCAUUGAAGACAUGGAUGAGGAAUUGAAGAUCAUACAGAAAGAGGAGGAAAAGAAAGUGGAAAACGGGUUGCAAGAGGAAGAAGGCACUUUACCUUCUGAACUGGCCAACCAAGAUGAGAAAGCUUCAGCUGAAGAAGAUGAAGUGGAAGAGGAAGAGGAAGAGGAAGAGGAAGAGGAUGAUGCAGCACCAUCAAGUUUUGGGUCUGCAUUUGAAGCUCUGGACUCAACAAAAAAUGACCAUAAGGGAAACAAACCUGGGAAGUCACCAAAUUCUACAUCAUCAUCAUCGUUUGCCUCUUGCAGCCUUGUUUGUUCUUUCAGCCUUGUUUCAAUGGUCCCGUCUCAGAUACAACAAUCAUUUUUGACGUGGAAAGUGGGGAAAUUGCGACGAGAGAGUUCCUCGUGCUCAGUUAGUUUCCCCCUCAUGAUUAACCAAAAUUUGACACUGACGGCUGUGAGGCAAGCAAAUCAUCGGGCUAGUUACAUACCCAAUUUGCCAUUGAGAAAUUGCUCUACCCGGAGGACUUCCAUAAAACACACAAGAACCCUGGCAGAGCAGAAAUCACUACGUAGAAGUUGGCCAACUGCUCCGGAAAAGGACUUGUGCAGCAUUUUGUCUUUGCACACUAGCCUAGAUUAUGCCGUGCAGUGAAACCUCUCUCUCUCUCUCUCUCUGUCUCUCUCUGUCUCUCACUAUUAUUGUUGCUAUUAUGAGGCUAUACUUGGAUAGAAGUAGAAAUCAUAAUUCCUAGCAAUCAGUUUUGUCACACUAAAUGGAUGGAUUCUUUCUUUAUUUAAUCAAGUGGAAGAAGCAAUUUAUCAAAAUAUAAGCAGUCCUUAGAUUAAUAUAGAGGGAUAAAUUUUAUCCAACAUGUUGGAUCUAUUCAUGAUUAUUGUGAAUUGGGAGAGUUUAAUGGUACUAGUGUACGCCAAGAGUCGAUGCCAAUGGUAUUGAGUUGUACUUUUUUGUCUUCUCCUCCUGAAUCUCAUUCAAGUGCUCCAAACACAUACACUGAGUGUUUUCUUUUUAUUUAUUUAUUCUUUAUUUUAGGGUACCUUUUAUUUA
Cornus florida is the source of this 3231-nucleotide messenger RNA. RefSeq names its product protein TIC 100. Bases 319 to 2817 code for a protein of 832 amino acids. NCBI's taxonomy places the organism in Eukaryota, Viridiplantae, Streptophyta, Magnoliopsida, Cornales, Cornaceae. Gene Ontology annotation, cellular component: cytosol. The transcript is spliced from 11 exons. The record is from RefSeq and is a predicted model, not a curated record.